This is a messenger RNA of Cylindrotheca closterium, 1344 nucleotides long. Lineage: Eukaryota; Bacillariophyta; Bacillariophyceae; Bacillariales; Bacillariaceae. The record is from the annotation of a GenBank genome assembly.
AUGCAAGAAGGUGACAAUCCUUACGAGAUCCUUGGGGUCGAAUUAUGGUGCUCAGAUGAAAAGGAGAUUAAGAAAAAUUACCGCAAGUUGGCCAUGAAGUAUCACCCUGAUAAGCAAACUACUGAGGAAGACCUAGCCAUCGCUAAUACAAUGUUUGCCAAGAUUGCGGAAGCGUACGAACUAUUGACUGAUCCAGUAAAGAGAUAUGAUUGGAGACAAGCCAACGAAGACCGGUUGAAGCGAGGUUCGGCGCCUGCGGUUUCAGCAGUCCAAACCACCUAUCGACCGCAAAGUGGAGGUGCCGUGCAAAGGCCCAUGCGAACCGCAACUGCCCCUUCUCGUGCUUCCGGUGGAUCGGUUCCAACUUCUCGAGCAAUGGCAACACGCGUGCAACAACCUCCACCACCCAAAAAACCUGCACCUAAGGUUCGAGCUGGUCUCCAAACGACAGCCGCUACCUCCUCAGGUCGAGGAGGUCGGGGUCCUCCUCCACCAGGUCGGGGGUAUCCACAUCCCAAUAAUCCGUCGGCGUCUACCUAUCAACAGAGGGCUCCCGAACCCCAUCGUCAGGCCCGUGGCGCCAAGAAUUUCCGAGAUCCGUUCCUAAUCUUUGAAGAAGUGAUGACGGAGGAAUUUGGAAAGGAUUACAAAUCCCAGGUGCACAAGGAAUGGAGUGCGGAAGAUGGUAAAAAGCAGCAAUCGAAAAAGUCGUUGUUUGGUGGUGGCAAAUCGGACGACAAAAAGGAUGUGCCUUCUUAUAAAGAUGCCUUCAAGGACAUUGAUCUUAAUGGAGACAAGGUGUUGUCGAGGACCGAACUGCGUAGUUUUAUCGAGGCCAACGAAACACUGCACGCCGUUCUUGGAAAGUCUUUGAAUUUGCAUCCCCAACAAAGUAUAGACAUUGCUACCGACGUGGCAUUUUCACUGGCCAAAUGGGACGGAAAAGAUGAAGAUGCGGCCAUGGCUUCUUACUUUUUGACGCAGAAGAAACGAAAGGAUGGAAAGAAUAUGGACAUGACCAAGGACGAAUUCAAACAAUUCUACAAGAAUUACGUCCAAAGUAGAAAAGGAAGCUACGAUUUCUUUUUACGCACCAUGUUUGCUGCCUACGAUCUCAAUGGGGAUGGCAAAUUGCAACGGAAAGAGUUUGAGAAUUUCCUGGAAAUCUUUUAUCAUGCCAACUACCAAGGUAAAGUGGCCAUGCCCAGCAAGCCAGAAUUGGUACGGUUGGCCCAACUUCGACUGGACAAGAACAAGGAUGGGCACAUGAGCUUUUCCGAGGUCCGAGAUUUGUUGCAAGUGGCGGCGGUCUUGACCGACAAGUCGAAAAAGCCAACCAAUUGA